AUGGCAACUAAAGGGAGAGGUGGUAGCGAUAAUGUUAAUUAUAGUUCAGCAUUAAUGAGUAGUGCUAUACAAGAUCAUCGUGCACGAACUCUUGACCUUAGUAUGCCUGGUCGUCUUUCAAAUAAAAAUAUAAUUCGACCGCGGCCGAUUCCAAGAAAUCAAAUUAAAUCAGUUAUUGAUACUGGUCUAAAAAAGAAAUCGGAAACAAAUUCAUCAGCUUCAACACAAACGUUACCCAUAACAAAACCCGAUGGUGAACGUGAAUAUGUUAUUCAAGAUUCCCAAACUAUAAUACCUCAUCGUCAGCGAGGAACAUUGGCUGAGCGUAUUGGACUGAUUCAAGUGAAAAAUAAUGACGCAGAAAAUCAUUUAACUGAAGCAGCCUGGGGUGAAAUAAAACAACGUUCAAAUGAUCGCGAAGAUUCAAAUUGUCCAUGUGCGAUAUGCCAAGAAGAUUUUGGUCUUGGACCACAAGUUUUACUAUCAUGCUCUCAUGUUUUUCAUCGAGCUUGCCUAACAACAUUUGAAAGAUUUGUUUCCUAUAAAGCGAAUGGUUCUGAUCAACGAACAUGUCCUAUAUGUCGUCGUGCACAAUAUGAAAAACGUAUCAUUUAUGAAGGCGCAAAAAUUCAUCGCGCCAAAUGUGCAGCUCGUAUACAAGCUGCAUGGCGUGGUUACAUUGUUCGACAAUGGUAUAAAAGUUUUCGUCUUGAUAUGUCAAAUAUACCAAAUGACACAAAAUUACGUCGAAGAUUUUAUCAAGAUAAAUUAUCUGAAAUAACAGAUCGCAUUGUAGCAUCAUGUGAUUUUGAUUUAAAUGAGUUAUUUAAUGAAAUUGAUCGAAAUGUGGAACGUGCACGUGCUAUUCGUCAAGCAUUUGAUGCACGAAUACGUACUAUUGAUGAAGAUGAAUGGCAACAAAUACAAGAACGUGCGAAACUACGCCAUGAACUUGAAUGUUCUAUUUGUAAAUGUUUACUACAACCAAUUAAUAUCGAAGCCGUUUUUAAAAAUAUAAAAAAACCCAUUAAAACAAAUAAAAAUAAACUAGAAAAAUUAUUUCCACAAUUAAAACCCAUCGAACAAAAACCAACUGCAAUAAAACAAGCAGAACUACAGCAACCGAAAAGACCAUUAAUAUUACUCAGUUGUACACAUGUCUUCCAUGCAACAUGUUUACAAAUGUUUGAAGAAUAUUGUUGUGAUCCAACACCUAACUGUCCUGUUUGUCGAACAGCAUAUCAAAAGAAUACUUUUUCAUUCUAA
This is a messenger RNA of Rotaria socialis, 1266 nucleotides long. The record is from the annotation of a GenBank genome assembly. NCBI's taxonomy places the organism in Eukaryota, Metazoa, Rotifera, Eurotatoria, Philodinida, Philodinidae.